AUGACGGCGCCAACAAACACAACAACAUCCACGACGAAACCACCACAGCAGCAACAGGUCUACGAAUCUGGCCUCGAAGUAGUUGAACCAAACGCCUGGAAUCGCAACGAUAUCCAUCUCCCAGAAGUCUCACCUUACAAUCACUCGGAAGCCAAGACCACAACUUUCCCCGAGGUCGCAGACGACCCGUUAUCGUGGCAUCACUACCACAAGCAGAACCCCAACCUUGAGGUCUCGUCCUCGCCCUCCAUCACUUCCGCGGCGCCGCAUUACUAUGCCGCUGCGGGCCAGCAGCAUCCCCCCGGGUAUCACCAGCCGCCGCCCGGAUCGCCGGGGUACGGAUCCGGAUCUCUCGACGGAGAUGGGUCCGGUAAAGGGAAGGCCAAGAUGUGUGGGAUACGCAGGAAGGUGUGCUACAUCGUCAUGGGCGUCGCCAUAGUCCUCAUCGUGGCAGCCAUCGCCGUCGGCCUCGGAGUAGGCUUGGCGAUGAAGAAGAGCGAUUCGGGCAACAAGUCUUCGUCAGGCAACUCAACAACAACCCCAGCAACAUCAACCAAAAACGCAACAAUCAUCUGCCCUGCGGCAGACAACGCAACCUACUCCUCCCCCGACGCCCCAAAACGCACCUUCCGCAUGAUCUGCGGCCACGACUUCAACUCGGCCGACGGAGCCACCGACCUGACGUCCGAGAACGCCACUACCAUGGCCGCCUGUAUCGACCUCUGCGCGUCAAAGGGCGAUGACUGCGUCGGCGCGGGUUGGGGCGAUUACUACGGCAACCACGUCUGCUGGAUGAAGAGUAAACUGGGCACGAUGAACGUCUCGGGGAACUGGUACUUCGUCGUGGACGUCAAUAAGACGAGCGUGGCGGCGUAA
This is a messenger RNA of Colletotrichum godetiae, 876 nucleotides long. RefSeq lists its product as uncharacterized. Bases 1 to 876 code for a protein of 291 amino acids. NCBI's taxonomy places the organism in Eukaryota, Fungi, Ascomycota, Sordariomycetes, Glomerellales, Glomerellaceae. The transcript is spliced from 2 exons. The record is from RefSeq and is a predicted model, not a curated record.